Molecule: messenger RNA, 10813 nt
Organism: Bombus huntii
Lineage: Eukaryota; Metazoa; Arthropoda; Insecta; Hymenoptera; Apidae
Product: dynein beta chain, ciliary-like
Exons: 8
Coding region: 1-1179 (392 amino acids)
Biological process (GO): microtubule-based movement
Cellular component (GO): dynein complex
Molecular function (GO): dynein intermediate chain binding; dynein light intermediate chain binding; minus-end-directed microtubule motor activity
Source: RefSeq, a predicted model, not a curated record
AUGGAACAGUGCUCGGAGAAUCCACAUGAUGAUUAUCGAUUGUUCAUUAGUGCGGAACCCAGUCCUGAUCCUCAUGAAUCGAUAAUACCUCAGGUAAUAAACAAUUGUUCGUUAAAUUGUACACAGGGUAUACUAGAAUCAGCCAUAAAGAUCACGAACGAACCACCAUCUGGAAUUCAAGCGAACAUCCACAAAGCGUUGGAUAACUUUACCCAGGAAACUUUGGAGUCCUGCAGCAAGGAAACCGAAUUCAAAGCAAUAUUAUUUGCACUUUGUUAUUAUCACGCUGUACUUGCAGAACGUAGAAAAUUUGGGGCGCAAGGAUGGAAUAGGUCCUACCCAUUCAACUUCGGUGAUCUAACAAUCAGCGUAUCUGUAUUAUUUAAUUACCUGGAAAAUAGUAUCAAAGUACCUUGGGAGGAUCUUCGUUACUUAUUUGGAGAAAUAAUGUAUGGAGGACACAUAACCGAUGAUUGGGAUAGAAGACUAUGCAAGACAUAUUUAGUAGAAUAUUUGAAAACGGAAUUAGUUGAAGGUGAACUAUACCUUGCACCAGAUUUUUUGGUACCACCAAAUAGUGAUUACGAUGCAUAUCAUCAGUACGUCGAUAACUACCUACCUGCUGAAAGUCCUGUUCUGUAUGGACUUCAUCCCAAUGCAGAAAUUGGGUUUUUAACACAAACUGUGGAAAAUUUGUUUAAAACGUUAUUGGGUAUACUAACAAGAACUGCCAGCGAUACAACAAGCGGAGAUAUUUCAAAAGAAGACAAAAUAAAAGGACAAAUAGAAGACUUAUUGGACAAACUACCAGAAGAAUUUAAUAUGUUAGAACUUUACAGCAAGGUGGAAGAUCGUACACCAUUUGUCACAGUUGCUUUACAAGAGUGCGAACGAAUGAAUCUACUGUGUGAAGAACUUAGAAGAUCCCUGCAAGAAUUAGAGUUAGGCUUAAAAGGAGAAUUAACUAUUAAUGCUGAGAUGGAAGAUCUACAAAAUUAUAUAAUGAUGGAUGCUGUUCCGCCGUCUUGGACAAAAAGAGCUUACCCUUCAGAAUUAGGAUUAAACAGUUGGUUCACGGAUAUGUUGUAUCGAAUAAAUGAAUUAUCUAAUUGGACUGCUGAUUUUAACGUAAACAUUUACUUAUUUCUUACUAUUAUUGUAACUUUUUUUAUUGUAUAAAACAAUGCCCUAUUAAUAUCGAAACGUUUCACUUUGCGAAACUGAUAAUUGAAUCCGUGGCAAAUUUUGAUGCCUGGAAUUCAACUGAAACUGGUAAAAUAAACAUAGGAAAAUUGAAUGAGCGACGGAAUGAAGAUUCGUUCAACGCACACGAUUGUUGCUACCCAUAAAAAGUGAAAUUUUAAUAACUUUCCGGUAGGAAAAAGCUGUAAAAGAGUGCUUAAAUCUAUUCAACUAAAAUAAGUUUAGGUGCGAACUGAUAUGAAUCAAAGUGUUUUCAUCUUCAGAUUAUUAAUCUGCAGAUAAUUCGUAGUAAAUAGAAUAUGAAUCUGCCUGAACUGAAUCCAGAAUAGCUGGAUUGAGUUUGUGUAAAUUCAUAUUAAUUGAGAACAUCGCUCCAAUCUAUUACAAUAACUUUCUUUAAGAAAAAAUGGAAAGUAUAAAAUUUGACAUUUUCAAGCAGCUUUAUUUCUUCGCAUACUCGCCUUUAAUAUCCUGUACUUUGUGCCCUUUAGCUGAACUUGGGAAACAAUCUUUUGCUUGAACUAUUAUAUAUUCGAGAAGAUGACAAACCAGAUAUUAACGAAUCUUCUUUCAGACGAUAUUAACGGGUCAUUCAUAUUGUUUACGUGUACCAAAUGCAGAAUUUUCCUUUUUUGCCAAUUAACAUUAAAAUCUAAAAACUCUUACAACAUUAUUAUUCAACUUUAUUGCAAUCUUAUUCUACUCAGCAAUUAAUCUAUUCUAAUGACAUAACGAAUCAUUAUGUAGUUACCAUCGUCGGUAUGGCUAGGUGGUUUUUUCAAUCCUCAAUCAUUCCUAACUGCAAUUAUGCAACAAACCGCACGCAAAAAUGAAUGGCCAUUGGACAAAAUGUGUUUAUAUUGCGAAGUACUGCGAAAAACCAAAGAAGAAAUCACAUCAGCACCAAGAGAAGGCGCUUAUAUAAACGGAUUGUACAUGGAAGGUGCACGAUGGGACGUUCAAACAGGAUGUAUCAUGGACUCUCGAUUUAAAGAAUUGUUUCCAUUAUUGCCAAUAAUGUAUAUUAGGGCGAUUACACAGGACAAACAAGAUUUAAAGAAUAUGUAUGAAUGUCCUGUGUAUAAAACACGAUCGCGAGGUCCUACUUAUGUGUGGACGUUCAAUUUAAGAACUAAGGAGAGAGCUAGUAAGUGGAUUCUUGGUGGAGUGGCAAUUCUAUUACAAAUCUAAUUUUAUAAAUUAAAUUAUGGACUAAAUAUGCAAUUAAAAUAAAGAUUUUCGAAAUUGACAGAGUGUUGGUAUUCAUUUUUCACACACUGUAUACUUUAUGUAAGAUAAUAUUCAUAUGAAAGAAGAAGUACAACGCUUCUCUACGCACGAUUACAGUUUAUUUCUCCAUUUUAAAUUUCUUUACAACUUACGAGUUUUGGUGGGGCUGUGAGAUUUUUGGGAGGGGUGGGAGAGGGCGGGCGGAGAGGGAAAGGGAUGGGUGUCCUGUAGAAUUAUUUACAAUAUAUACAAUGUUUACAAUAUUUACACUAUUUUACACAGAGGGAGAUUAGAGCGUUGCCGUUUUGUGGUUCUUUCUCUUGUUAUUUUUUAUUAUGGUUUCGGUCUAAACCAAUAUUUUUUUAUGUUUUUUCUGUGAUUGCCUUCUGUGUCUUUUUGGGGAAGGGCCAUGUUGUAUUUCCACAUAGUGUUUAUAGUCUGUCCAUUUAAGUUUUCCUCGUAGAGUAUUGUUUUAAUUCCUAUUUUUCUUUUUAUAUGGUAGAUUAUUGAGAUACUAUUUUGGUCUUGGAGGUAGUUUCUUUCGUCUAGGUAUAAAAACGCUUCGGGGGGAUGUAACCUGUUGUCAGUGCAUAUUUGUAAUAUGAAUCGUUUAGAAAUAAGCAACCGAAGAUUAAACUAUUUUCUUUUAUCUUUGCAGCUUGCGCGAAGUGGUGUGUUGUUAGCUUUAAGAUGUGCCUAUUUUAAUUAAGUUUUGUCGAAUGCUGCUUCCGAAAACCGAAUUGAAGAUCUGGCAGUGUUUUCAAAUCCUCUAGGAGUGGAAGGAGUCGAUUCGUUACCACCUUCUCGAAUAGUUUUGACAAAGUAGGUAGAAGACUAAUUGGGCGAUAGGAGCUAGUUUCGAGUAUUGGUUUACCGAGCUUAGGGAUGAGAGUAAUCGGUGAGAUUUUCCAGGACUUAGGAUAGUGUUCGAGGCGAAGAAUUGCGUUAAAAAUUGAUAUGAUGAGUGCAAUCCCUUUUGUGGGAAGUUCCUUGAUUGCUUUAUUACAUAUUUGGUCAUGCCCCGCUGCUUUCUUGGGAUUCAGGCGACUGAUUGAUUCUAUAAUCUCUGCAGAAGUGAAGGGGUUCAAUAGGAGGGGACAUUUGUUAUUUUCGCGGCAGUUUUGGUGGAGCGAGGUUUAAAUACGUUAGAUAGGUGAUUAGCAAGCAGGUUGGCUGUUGACAGUUGUUGGUAUGUCUGCCGUAUAUAGUGUGUUAGUAUUGGUCCUAGGACGCUUCCUUGUGGUACUCCUGCCUUGAUAUCCUUAAUUUCAGAAUAUGCAUCAUUUAUUUUUACUACAAAGGUUCUAUUGUUUGAGUAAGAUUUGAGUAGUAUGUAGAUUUGUUCUGGAAAUUGUUUGUUGAAUGUUUGAAGAAGUUUUUCAUGGUUAACUUUGUCAAAUGCUUUUUCGAUGUCCAUAAAGAGUGCCGUGCAAUAUUGUUUUGUUCCCAGCGCCUGUAAGAUUUCAUUGACGAGUCUGUGCAUUUGUUCUAUUGUGGAGUGUUUAUUCCUGAAUCCAGAUUGAUGGACCGGUAUUAAUUUUUCUCUUUCUAUUGUUGGUUUUAGGCGGUUAUAUAUUAUUUUUUCUAGUAAUUUGGAAAACGCAGGUAGUAAUGAUAUUGGCCUGUAGGAUGCAGUUAGAUGUGGGUUUUUGUUUGGUUUGGGUAACAUUACGAUCUGUCCUAUUAUAUUUUUCAUAGUGCAGGAAAGUACUGUAUUCUUAGAAUUGCGUGGAAUAUUAUCGUUGUUAGUCUUAUUGCCUUUGGGGGAAGGUUUUUUAAGAUUUUUCCAUUGAUCAAGUCAAAUCCUGGGGCUUUACUUAUCUUUGUUGCCUUAAUUAAGUUUGUAACUUCUUGCGCUGUAGUGCUGAGUAUGGUGCAGCGUUUAUCAGUUGUGUUGCUGGCAUUUUCCACUUCUUCAUUUGUUUGCCAUCUUUUUUUUUUUGUACGUGGAGAAAUCCUCAUGGACACUCCGCUGUUGCAAUAAUCGCAUGACAGCAGAGUAGUGUCGGACUCCUACCAACUAAAACUCCUAAAAAUCCUACGCGUAUGACAGGAGUGCUCUAGAAACCUUUUAUGAAUUAACAUCUGUUGCACCCCCUUCCCGCGUCCUCUUGUUCGAGCCAGUCCUAAUACUUACUGACUAUUGAAUUGGCGUUAGGGGGGCCAUUACCCCUAGCGCUAUCGCUCCUUCUAGUCGUGGUCCGUUGGAACGUCGAUGGAGCGGCUCUAGGUCGCUUGACUGCCAUCCUUCUCCAUCGUCUUAUCUUACAAGGGUGAGAGUUUUUCUUUCUCUCCCUUUCUGCUCCUUCGCGGACAUAACUCUGAUAUCUGGAAGCAAUUGUGAUUGGUUUGUAUUGUGAUAGUGGUUGCUUGUAAGUGUUCUUGAUUUGUUUGACUAUGUAGGUGAUGCUUGAUAUCAUUUUUUAUUAUUACUGCAGUUCCUCCGUGUUCUUUACCUGAGGGGUGUUUGGUGUCCUAUAUGGUGUAGUAUGGUAUUUUCAUGAAACUUUUUAGAGUGAAAUGUGUUUCUGAGACAAGUAGUAUAUCAAUAUUAUUUUUAUACAAAAAUGUUUUAAUUUCUUGCGCUGGCAGUUGCAAGCCAUUGGAGUUCCAGGUUGCUAUUUUCAACAUGUCCAUCUCUAUUUUUUACUUACCAACUUUGCGAGUAGUUGUAACAUGACUGUUGUCUGUUGUACUUGUUGCCUUAGUAUUGUGUUUAGCUCACGUACCAUUUUUCCUAAUAUCUCCGUACUUUUAAUGGAUUGUUUGAGCAUUUCUUUGAUUUCUGUAGCGUCUCCGGUGUUGUUGCUUUGACUCUGAUUGUUUAUAGGCGUUGCUUGUCUAAUGUUUUGGGUUGCUUGCGCUUAGCUUCGGUUUCCUUGGGGACCUGUGUUUCUGUUUAUAGCUUUUAUUUCAUUUUGUGCUUUCAAUGUUGCUUCGUUAUCCGUGGUACUUUGUCGUUGUUGGUAGUUAUCGACUGAUUUAUUGUGAAGUGGUGGAAACAGUUUACGUUGUAGUUGUUUCCUGAUUUCACAUCCUUUAUAGCUGGCUUGGUGGUUUCCGUUACUAUUAUAACAUCUAACUUCUUCUAUUUUUCCUGUGUAUGGGCAGUGUAUUGUUAAGUGAUUUUUUGCACAUUUAACACAUGCCGGGCUUCUGUUACAAUAAUUUUUUGUAUGACCGUAUUGUUGGCACCGCAUGCAUUGUGGUAUAUCUUUUUUGUAGCGUGGUGGUUCCACUGUUACUAUUGUGUUUAGAAUUUUUUUGAUUUCAUAAAUUUCCUUGUUAUUGGUUCUGGGUUCAAGUUCUAUUAAGAAUAAUGGUAAUGGUUGCUUCGUAUCGUACCUUGUCAUAUUGUUUAUAGUUCUUGUUUGGUGGCCAAUUUUUGCUAAUACGUCACUUAGUUUUUUUGUGUUAGUUUUUGGGUGCAGUCCUCUUAUAACUACUUUGUAGCUCCUUUCCGUUUUGAGCUGGUACGUGUGGUAUAUAGCAUUUUUUCUCCUUAAUUCUUUUAUCACUUUCCUAUAACUUUCUGGGGUGUUUGUUUGUAUUUUUACUUGUUCUAGUUUUGUUUGUUUUAUUAUGUAGUUUUCCUUCCCAACUAUUUAUAUCGUUUAGUCGAUCUAUAAGCGGGUCUAUUAUCUGGGCCUCGACAAAUAUUGGUGGUGGUUUUGUAGUGUUCGUUGAUUUAGUUGUGUUUUUGGUUGCUGGGUCGUCGUCUGUUUCUUCCGUAAGUGAGCUGAAGGGGUUUCUUAGUGGUAAUUCUUGCAGCCAUCGCUGCUUUUCCGUAUCUAGAUUUCCUGCGGCACUUGUGCCUGGAAUUAUUUUACGUUUUUUGCUAGUCCUUGCUAGCUUCCAGUUUUCGUCCUAGUAACAUCUUUCGUUAUCGUGGCUGCGCUCCUCCUGUCUCCACUGCUCUUUCAUUUCUUCUGUAACCAUAUCGUUUUGAUUGUUAUUAUUUUGUUCCUGUUGCUUUAAGCCUGGUAAAUCUACCGACCCGUUUAUAUAAUACUUUUCUCCUUUGGUUGCAAUCUUGAUUGUUGGUAUCUGCUGCUGCAUUGUUUGACUUCCCCUCACUGUCACUAUUCGUAACACUUCUCUGAAUCACUUCACUGGAGCGCACGAUUGCUUACACACGUCUGUUCAUCUCGGUUGCCCGAGCCGGUCUGUGGUUGUCUCUUUGGCUCAGAGUUUAGGAUACUUACUUUUAUAUAGGGCUUUGUAGGCUGAGCAGCCUUUGCAGUUAGCAGGAUGGUCACCUUGACAGUGGAUGCACUUCGUUUCCGGUGGUUUAAUGCACUGGUCUGUGGGGUGUGUAUCUGCACAUUAAGCGCAGGUAUUUCGUUUUAUGUCAAUAAAAAAUAAGGAAAAGGGGUCUUUCGAGAUUCUAUGCUUUAUGUUACUAACGUUGAUUACUUCGUGGCCGUGUUUUAAAAGUUCGAAUUUUAAUUCAUCUAAGUUUGCUGAGUGGUGGAUGUUGCGUAGUACCACUCGAAAAGGUUUUUCUUGUUUUAGUUGAUACGUGUGAAAGUUUGCGUUAACUGUUUUUAGUAGCUUGGUUAGUUUCCUGUAAGAUUCUGGGUUGGUCGGCAGAAUUUUGACUUGGUUGUUGCUUAUUUUAAGUUUGUAGUCUUCUUUGUUGAUAUCUAUCUCAAUCGACUUUACCAUUGUUUGUAUAUCGAUGACAUCAUUAACAAAUAUAGGUGGGGGAAGGGAAUUUUUUUGUGUUCUUCCCUGUUUUACUAUUUUACGGCGUAUUUGGGCGAUGCGUUCGACUUUUGGUUUUUUCGCAUUGUUUAUCUUUUGGUUGAGCUUUUUGCGCAGCUCUACUAGUUUGGGCACCCCUCGUAUGAAGUGGGGUGACUGUAAUUUUUCCAGUUAACGCAGAAUAUUUUGCCUUUGGUUACUACGUCUUCUUUUUUUAUUUCGCACUCGCCUAGGCCAUGCGGUUCAGUGCAUUUUACACAGCGGUAAUUUAGGUUGCAGCUUUGCGCUGUGUGACCUAUUCGUUGGCAUUUGUGGCAUUGAGUAAUGUCGUUUUUUCUUAUUUUUUCCCAUGAUACUUGAAAGUAAUUGAGUCGAUUUAUUUUUAAUAGGUUUCCAAUAUUGCUAUUGGGGGAUACUUGUACUAUGUAGAUUGGGAGCAAUAUGUUGUUCUCCCUUGAUUUUCUCGUCGAGGAACGCGACACUUUAGUGAACUGUAUAUCGUCUAUUUUUAGGGCUUCUUCUUGGUGUAUGCUUUCUCGGCUACUAUAUGUUCUUUUGUUCCUGUUUAUUAGGUAUGGCAGAGGAUUGAGUCUUUUGUACUGUCAGUAUUACACUGCUGUUGGUGUCCUUGGUCGUCUUUUGUGUUAUAAUUUUUCUUUACGUGGCUUUUUUUGUUGCGUUUAUGGCGGAGUCCGCUUCCUUGCUUUUGGCUUCAUUAUCGUAACUGGUUGUACAAGCGGAAUGGGGGUGAUUCUAUGCGAAAAAAGAAGUCGAAAAUAUAGAAUAAAAAUUUUUUUAUUUUUUUUUAAUUUUUCCAUCGAGACAACGAUCUACAGUGAGAACCGUUAUAACGUACCGCAUGCGUACCGAGCGAAAAUUCAAAGUCGAUUUUCUCGAAAACAAAGCCACAAACGAAAAAUUUUUAUUCUAUAUUUUCGACUUCUUUUCCCGCGUAGAAUCACGCCCUUUCCGCUUGUACCACCAGUUACCAACCACCCUGUACAGAAUUUGAUUCAAGCCCUGUUAUUACCGUGUACUCUAUGACGAAGGUACAACAUAUAUAUUAGGUUGUCCCAAAAGUUUCUUCCGUUUUAUAAGGAAAUAAUGGAUGCCCAACAUUUGUAUUUACAUACCACAAGAUGCGUUCCACUGGAACGAAAUGGAUCAUACAUAAUCUGAUAAAAUAAUGUAAAAUCAAAAAUAUUGUGCAUCUGUUAUUUCCUUAUAAAACAAAAGAAGCUUUUGGGACAACCUAAUGUAUAGCGACAGGUUAUGUUCCGGCAGACAAAGCGCCUUUUGUUUUUCAACAAUGUACUCACACUCGUAUUCGUCUAACCUUUAUAACAAUAACUUUUUUAAAAUUGAACCAAACGACUUGGUUUUUCUCGAAAAGUUAGAUGGAUUAGUUUGCUACAUAACACGUUAAAAGUUUUGAAAAGCUUUCAGUUGAUUCGAAAUCGCAAAGAAAAUAGUAAAAGUCGCUUUUCAUAACCUUAAAAACUUAAACUUAAAAAGUAUGUUUUGUAUAUUUAUAACAAUAACAUACAUGCUGAAGAUUUCAUCGAAAUGUGCUAACGUUACUUUGAGCAACAAACAAUUAAAAUGGUGAAAAUCGUAGUUUGCACUGUUUUCACGACCUUCUACUUAUACCUGUAAUAAAUCUAACUUCCGAUACCUCUCGCUUGUUUCUGCAUCAAAUUUUCAGCAUGUGUAUGACAUAAAUGUACAAUAUGCGUUUUUUAAAGUUUUAUUUUAAGCUUACAUAAAAAAAGGUUGGGAAAAGUGGCUUUUACUGUUUCUUUUGCAAUUCAGAAAAUCACAAUUUUUUAAAAAUAUUUUACUCGAUAUCUAAUAAACUAGAACAAUUUUUAACAAGUUAUUGUUAUCUAUAACGACUGACUUCGAUAUCUAUAAUAAUAACGAUAUCUCUAUAUUAGUCUCUACUAAUACUAGGAAAACAAAUUUUCCUUGUGCUCGAUCACGUGGGUAGUAUAUAGAAUAUCCUGCAAUCGCCGCUUACACUGCUCCCUUAGCCAAGUGAGAUUUACUCACUCGCAUGCUUUAAACUAUCUUUCAGAAAAUUAAUACACAUUGACGCUUAUUUAUUUAUGACUGAGAAAGAGCUAAUCGCCCAACAAUAGCAUGCAAAAUGAAAAUAAAAAAAAGGGAGCGCUACUUACAAGAUUGAUUUUAAACACAAAGAGAGUUUUUUCUCUAUCUCACUCACACUUUACGUUUCUCACUUAGAGACAAAGGAUGUAGUGGUUGACUUCCAUCUGUAUCGAAUGUUAUUUGUUUUGAACCUUGAGAGUGAAAGAUUUGGAGAGAAUGACAGUGUGAUUAAGCCAAUAAAGAAAGUUCGACACAUCUGAUACAUUCUUGCCAAUAGUAGGAAAAUAUAUAAUAUAAAAUGGUUAAAUUUAGUGUAAAAAGGUAAAAGGUUAGGUAAAAAAUUAGUGUAAAUGAUAUGACUUUUAACCUGAAAAAGAUCCUGAAACAAAAUUUUUUUACAUCAACUUUUUUUAUUGUUUUCUUCGUACCAACAAUCGAUCUUGUAAGCGGCGCCCACUUUUUUAUUUAUACCCUGUAGAUAAUGUAAACGAAUGAACUGUUUAUAAAUAAGAUAACUAUAUAUAUAAUGGCUACAAAAAGUUCUAGCUAAUAAAUAUUUUUGUAAUAAUACAAUACACAGUGUGAGAUAGAAGUAUUCAUACAGUUGGUUUGCUAUGAAAACAAACAGUGAAAUAUUUUCUAUGUUAUUAAAUAUACCCAAAUAUAUGUAAUAUAAUAUGUGUAUAUUGUACACAGAUGUUUUCAGUAAUAGAUGUUUACAAAGGUUAAUCCGUAAAUAUCAUAUCUUAAGGGGCAUCUUAAGGGAUAUUAGCUUAACUAUAUUUUCAGGAAAAUUUUCAAACGGAUGUUUCACGAUUAUUAUCUUUUCUUAAUUCACAAACUGCCAUCGGUAUUAAAGAGUAGUUAAUUAUAUAGAUAAAUAUAUAUUUAUAUUGACUUAAAAGAAUUUAAUUUCAAAUAUUCUGUUUAUAUAAAAUAUAAAACCGUACUAUAAAAAGAUAAAUGUCAAAUAUAGAUUAUUUAUUCAUGCAAAACUUUGUUUCCAAAAAAAUUGUUUUAUGAUAUCUAGGUUUCAUGAAAUCUAUAUCAAUUUCACUUUAUCAGAUUGUUUUCAAUUUUCAGUAGCGUGAUAUCAAUUACUAUUCAAUACAGUACUAUUCACUACAGUACAUUACAGUACACUCAAGUUUUAUUAUCAAUAAUAGCAAAUAUGUUGAUUAUAGAAAAUAAAUAACUAAGAUUAAGAGGAAAUGUGUAAAAAGGUCGUUAAUUGUGAGUAUCUGAUUUUCUAAUUCCGCGUUAUUAAAGAGACUGGAUCAAAAGAACCGAGCCAUUAUAGAAAUUAUUUGCAUAUGAGUGAUUCUGCUUUUUAACAUAUAUUGGGUAAAGAUUGACCAAGGAUUCAGAAACAAAAUACAAUGAUGAGAAUCUACCGUAAAUUAUACGGCAGUGCUGCCUUCUACACAUUGAAACUUGUAUCCCAAUUGGGCCUUACUUACCAACUGACAGUAUUGUGAUUCCUGCAUCGAUACAAAGUUACAUCUGGUAACGAUUCGCCGAUACCGAUCUAUGUACAUUGUACAUGUAUCAUGAAACCUAA